GGUGUUAAGAAGAUUGGACUUGCGUAAACAUGAUUGUAUCCAUGCAGGAUUUUUGGCUUUCACUCCUCCAUAAAAGAUUACUUGGCACCAAAGUCCUAGCAGUACACCGUGCUUACUACCUUCCAGAAAUGGUGAGAAUCUUUGCCCACUGUACCAACACGAAAGCUGGGUACACGCAAGGCGCCAUAUCGUUUAUGGCUAUAAAUUUACAUCCGAAAAGACGAGCGGAGAUAACGUUUUCGGAGAGCCUUCAAGGACUUGGUUUAGAAGAAUAUCUUUUCACUCCAGAGGAAUCCAUAACCUCCAGAAAGAUAAGACUUAAUGGCAAGUUGCUUGAGAUGGGUGUCGACUCGUCAUUUCCAGUCUUCCAACCGAAUCCAGUUCCGCCAGGCGAUCCCCUGAUCCUUCCACCCCUGACGUAUGCUUUCUACGUUGUUCCUGAAGCUAAUGCAUUGGCGUGCUUGGAGCCAUGAUGGAAGGAUAUCUGACAACCUAGAAAUUUUAAACAUUUUAAAACUCUUUGGUUUUGUGACAAUUUUCAGCCUACGAAAGCUGAGCUUGAUUACAGACGUCGCUCAAAUCCCGUGGAAAUGGAUUAUGGAAGACGAGCGAUACACUGUAAGAAAUACAGCAUGGAAGAGAGACAAAUAAAUUCAGGAAUUACUAAAAGAAAAAAGAAACGACAAAAAAAAAAAAUUCCUCUUCUUGUUGUUGUGGUCUUUUCGGGUGAUCUUGCUUGUUGUAUGAGGGAGUUAAAAAAAUGGUUUGCA
Orbicella faveolata is the source of this 770-nucleotide messenger RNA. RefSeq names its product heparanase-like. NCBI's taxonomy places the organism in Eukaryota, Metazoa, Cnidaria, Anthozoa, Scleractinia, Merulinidae. Gene Ontology annotation, molecular function: hydrolase activity, acting on glycosyl bonds. The record is from RefSeq and is a predicted model, not a curated record. Gene Ontology annotation, cellular component: membrane; extracellular matrix.